AUGUUUCCAUUGAUUAUUCUUAUUUAGAUUACACUUCAAUAAUAAUUAACACAUUAAAUUUUGAGACCUUAAAAAAUAAAUUAAGAAUUGAUUUCUGAUAGAAUGGAUUGCAAAUAUAAUCAAUCAAUAAUUAGUGAUAUUUGUAAUAAUUGCAAAGCUAAACAUGCUUAUAUAUUAGAUGAAUAGAAUUGGUUAAUUUUUGGUGUAUAUCAUGAAUUUGGGUACAAAUUAAUUAUUAAAGAAGUAAAGAAUAUAAAGAAUUGAUUGAAUCAAUCUAAAAAUAUUAUUAAAAAGGAAUCAUUUAUGCAACUUUUAAUUAAGAAUUUAUAUGUUUAUCCAUUUAAGAUGCAAAUGUAAAUUUAGAAGAAUUUCUAAACAAUAUGUACUAUUAUCAAUUACCAAAAUCAUUUUAUCCAUUAGAUAAACGUACCUUUAUUAUUUUAUUAGGUCUGUAAAUUGCAUAAAAAGUGAAAUAGAUGUGAGAUACAAUUAAACUAACAAUAAUUUUACAAUUACUAAUUUUGUAUUUAAUGGUUAUUCUAAGACUGAUCGAUAUCUAUUACAAUUAUCUAAUUAUAAUGUAACCAUAAAUAAUCAUAAUGUAUAUUUAAUAUUAAUUAUAGGUUACCUUAAAUAAAUCAGGUAUACUUUUAGAUAAUUCUUAAACAAACUAAAUCUAAUUAUAUUAAAAUGUAGUUGGUUCAAAAUAUUAAAAUGAAGUAUUAAAACUACACUUUUAAUAAUUUGAAUAAGGUAUCUAAGGUUUUAUACAUGAAAAUUUUGCACCCUAUUAUUAAGAUGUUAUUAAUAUUUAAAAAAUGAAAAAUCUUAAAAGUGAAUUAACAGUAAAAAUUUCAAAAGAAAAAAAUGCUAAUAAAAAAAAAUAUAAUUUAUACUUAAGUUUUGAUUGA
This is a messenger RNA of Paramecium pentaurelia, 911 nucleotides long. Lineage: Eukaryota; Ciliophora; Oligohymenophorea; Peniculida; Parameciidae. The record is from the annotation of a GenBank genome assembly.